UUGUUCCUGCUGCCCCAGUCACCACGCACACUCAACCCGACCAUCUUGGGUUGAAUUCUCUACCAGCCUGGUUCUUACAUUUUUAGUUCUUCCAAGGUGAGCAGUUAUAUUCUUGCGGAAGAAGGAAAGGUUGACUUUAGAAGGAAAUCACAGUAGUGAAAGGGCUUGGGCUGCUUUUGUUUUUACUUACCUGCACUGAACAAAUUUGACUUCCGGAGUCAGUCAUUUUGGUGUCAAGAAAUUUCUUUGGCAUUCUACAACAGGUGAGCAUUUGGGAGCUGUUAAGCCAGAACUCUCCUACCAAGACCCCAAGCACUGAGAUGCUCCCAAAGUGGCUGGGAUGCAUUAGAAACUGAAGCGACGGAGAGUGGUGUCGGCUGCCUUCCCCACUUCUCGGAGCAGAAGCCAAUAGAGAGCUGUUUGAAAACAUCUCAUUCACACACCAGUUGAAGACUAGCCCUCGGAGGUUUUCACAGUAGAUCGUGCGUCUUCCUCAGAUGGACGGGGAGAAGUAACAUUCUGCAGAUUGCUGUCAGAGGUCCUGAGUACGCCAAGCCAUCUGGUUUUUCUCCCUCUUGUUGAAUGGCCUUUGCUUCAGCAGCCCACUGAGGGCUCUUUUCCUCGGGAUUCUGAACGUGUAACUAAGAAUGCAGGCUGGGAAGAUGCUGAGUUCCAUCAAGUGUGUGUUGGUAGGAGACUCUGCCGUGGGGAAAACCUCUCUGUUAGUACGCUUCACCUCAGAGACCUUCCCGGAGGCCUACAAGCCCACAGUGUACGAGAACACGGGCGUGGACGUCUUCAUGGACGGCAUACAGAUCAGCCUGGGUCUCUGGGACACAGCUGGCAACGAUGCCUUCAGAAGCAUCCGCCCCUUAUCCUACCAGCAGGCAGAUGUGGUGCUAAUGUGCUACUCCGUGGCCAACCAUAACUCUUUCCUGAACCUGAAGAACAAGUGGAUUGGUGAAAUCAGGAGCAACUUGCCCUGUACCCCUGUGCUAGUGGUGGCCACCCAGACUGACCAGCGGGAGGUGGGACCCCACAGGGCCUCCUGCAUCAAUGCCAUAGAAGGGAAGAGACUGGCCCAGGAUGUGAGAGCAAAGGGCUACCUGGAGUGCUCAGCUCUUAGCAACCGGGGGGUACAGCAGGUAUUUGAGUGUGCUGUCCGAACUGCCGUCAACCAAGCCAGGAGACGCAACAGGAGGAGGUUCUUCUCCAUUAAUGAGUGCAAGAUCUUCUAAACCCCAAGAGACUUCACCCAACACUCAUUUACUCACCCUGAAGGCUGACGGGGACAGGGAGAGCAGGCAAGCCAGCAAGGGUUGAUGCUCUUUCUGGGCACAUCCCAAGCAGCGUUUCCUUUUGGAUACAGUUGUUGAUGGGACUCGGCCACUGGAUGUUUUUACUAAGUACACUCUACAAAUGAACUCUUUGCCCAGUUCAAUUGGAAGAUCCCUUGGGAAGCUAUAAUGACUAUUCCGUGUUCGAUUAAAAAACUAAAAUAGUCUGCAUAA
Diceros bicornis minor is the source of this 1511-nucleotide messenger RNA. It is a transcript of the gene RHOH, whose product is annotated as ras homolog family member H. The record is from RefSeq and is a predicted model, not a curated record. Bases 648 to 1238 code for a protein of 196 amino acids. The transcript has 4 exons. Gene Ontology annotation, biological process: small GTPase-mediated signal transduction. NCBI's taxonomy places the organism in Eukaryota, Metazoa, Chordata, Mammalia, Perissodactyla, Rhinocerotidae. Gene Ontology annotation, molecular function: GTP binding; GTPase activity.